AUGGCGAAUAAACUACAGUCACUCCGAUUACUGGCCCGCACACGUUGUUCACCGUCAACUGGCCGCACCCUCACAACGCUCACAGGCCGCUCGUUACGACCAUCACCAUCGCCCGCCAUUCGUCCCUCCUUCACAACCCUUCCACCCUCGAACUCCUUUUCAUACACCAGCAAUUCCCGAAAAGGGCUCCAGCCCGAGUCCGACAACCCUGCACCACCCAACACAGAGCCCAGCAUAUCCACUGCCAACACCUUGCCCGCGCCUCUAUCUGAGGACGAAUACCACGAGAAAGCCGACCAGUACCUCGAGCGCCUCGUCCUCGCUCUCGAAGAGAAGGCCGAGAGCAAUCCUGAUUUCGAAGUCGAAUAUGACUCAGGCAACCUAGAGUUAACGACCCCGCAAGGCAUCUAUGUGAUCAACAAACAGCGGCCGAACAAGCAGAUCUGGCUGUCGUCGCCCGUGUCGGGUCCCAAGCGGUUCGAUUUCGUGAUCGCGGGCGCGGGCCAGCAUGAGAAGGAGGAGAGCGAGAGGGUUGAUGAAGGGGAGGGCGAUGAUCGCGAAGGUGGGAGGUGGGUGUACCUCAGGGACGGGGACUCCUUGACCGACUUGAUCUUCAAAGAGGUGGGCGUCAAGAUCUAG
Molecule: messenger RNA, 639 nt
Organism: Cyphellophora europaea CBS 101466
Lineage: Eukaryota; Fungi; Ascomycota; Eurotiomycetes; Chaetothyriales; Cyphellophoraceae
Product: iron donor protein CyaY
Exons: 2
Coding region: 1-639 (212 amino acids)
Biological process (GO): intracellular iron ion homeostasis; iron incorporation into metallo-sulfur cluster
Cellular component (GO): mitochondrion
Molecular function (GO): ferrous iron binding; ferric iron binding; 2 iron, 2 sulfur cluster binding
Source: RefSeq, a predicted model, not a curated record